AUGCUGCCCGUUUUGCCUGCCCGCCUCAGCUAUGUCCUAGUCGGUCUCCUUGUGACCACCGUCCUCUUCUACGCCUCCUUCCGCCCCCCAACUUCCCAGGAACAGAAUGUCUUGGAUCUCCCAGAACAAGGCACUUUCGCUCCAGACCCCCUUCCUUCACCGUCCAGACCCGCCGCAACCACAAUCCUCGAGGACCCGUCUUUAUACCGAGUGCAGAAUGAAACCCUAGGGUUUCAAGAGGUAUACAUGAUUUCCUUGCCUGCGCGCACAGACAAAAGAGACGCUUUUGCUAUGCAGGCUGCCUUUUCAGGCAUCUCCUACACCCAGAUGGAUGGAGUGGAUGGCAAGCUGGUCCCGGAAAAGGCGCUACCCCAUACCAUGGACCAGAAUGCCAAUGCCAUUGGCUGUUGGCGUGCUCACCUCGACGUGAUUCAAAGAAUCGUGCGCGAAAAGGUCUCGACGGCUUUGAUUUUCGAGGAUGACGCAGAUUGGGAUGUCUCUUUCAAAAAGCAGUUGGUCCAGUUCGCACGAGGUUCGAGGUACAUUUUGAAGACUCCGGCGCACAAAUCACCCUUCUCUCCUUACGGCGAUGACUGGGAUCUACUCUGGCUCGGCCACUGUGGAACUUGGGUACACCCGGAGGACAAUCGUCGGUUUUUCGUUAUUCCCGACGAUCCCACCGUCGAACCACCCGAAUACCGGAAGAAUGUGGAUGUGCCCGACAUGUCGCACUGGGAACAGGGUCCGAAUGGCGACAAUCGAACCAGGAUCGUCUUCAACUCUGAAGGAGGAGUUUGUACCGCGUCCUACGCCAUAUCCCAACAAGGCGCUCGGAAAGCACUCUAUCAUAUGAGUAUGGAGCCAUACAACAGCCCGAUCGACUGGGGAUUUUCCAAUCUCUGCAAAGACAGCGCAUACAACUUUACCUGUGUUUCGGUGUUUCCCCAGAUUGUCGGUGUAUCUCGGCCUACAUCAAAUACUAGUAAAUGGAGUGAUAUUGGUUACGGAGAGGAUAGAGGCGUGGAGCCGGCCAAUGCUCCACAUCUGGUCUAUUCGACUCGGCUCAACAUGGGCAAUCUGCUUGCAGGGAAGACCGUGUUUGACAGUCAAUAUCCGGAUGUGACUCCGGCGCAACUGGAUAUCAAAGACAUUGGUAAAGCUGUGGGCCAUAUCGAAGUUCUUGAGCUCGAACCCGAGCCCAAAUCCGAACCUGAGCCCGAGCCUGAGCCAGAACCACCAUCCGAGUGA
Molecule: messenger RNA, 1248 nt
Organism: Capronia epimyces CBS 606.96
Lineage: Eukaryota; Fungi; Ascomycota; Eurotiomycetes; Chaetothyriales; Herpotrichiellaceae
Exons: 2
Coding region: 1-1248 (415 amino acids)
Source: RefSeq, a predicted model, not a curated record